Molecule: messenger RNA, 2687 nt
Organism: Planococcus citri (citrus mealybug)
Lineage: Eukaryota; Metazoa; Arthropoda; Insecta; Hemiptera; Pseudococcidae
Exons: 2
Coding region: 283-2472 (729 amino acids)
Source: RefSeq, a predicted model, not a curated record
UUGUUCUUCACAGUUCACUUCUGUAGUGCUUCGAAACCUGUAUCGAAGAGAAUUCGUUUGCAUGAGUUUUUCUCUUUCAUCGUGUUUCACUAGAUAGUACUUAUGCGCGAUAAUGAGAUAUUUUAUCAACUGUUCUAAUCUUCGAGUUGCUUUUGUGUUCGAAUAAGAGUGAAAAAUUUGUUACCAGUUCAGUUAUCGCGUAUUGCCAUCAACUAUCGUACAUUUAUGUGCUUCAUUCUACAGCAAAUUCAGUAACAUCAGUGUUUACUCGAUUACUUUAUAAUGAAUGGUCACCACGAAGCACCCCUUACCAGCGACGAACCUGCGAAUAAGCGAUGUAAACUCGACGUUAACGAAGAAAAUGUAACAAUGUAUUGUUCACCGGCACCGUUAAAAGACUUGGCUGCUUUGAAGAUAGCUCUGGCGAUUUGGCGCCAUCAUGAGUUUCGUUUCUGCAAGAACCAAGGUUACUCGGCCUUAUUCUACGAUUUGCGAAACACCGACGGCAAAUCGUUCAUUUAUGUGCCUCCCUACGUACGUUCGGAUUGUUAUAAAACAGACAAUCAGCCUAUAAUGAAACCAAUUCAAGAUUCCGUUGAUACUUUGAAUCUUCCAACGCAGAUAUCUAACAGCGUCGUAAACCAGUGCAAAAUCAGAGAACGUGAAUUACGUUUGUGGGCGUUUCGCCACAAACAAUUGAUCUCGUUGGAAUCGUUCGACAUUGAGGAUAUUUUUUGGAAAUCCGACGGUUACGUCGAUUAUCUGAGAACGGUUCGAAAUGUGUUGUCGUCGUCCAAACUCGAUACACCUAAGAGGUUCGAGUUGAUGAGCGAGUAUUGUUUGGAAGAUGAUAUCAAAUCAUUAUUGCGACAUCAGAUUGCUGCAAGUAGAUGGGAUAUGUAUCAUAAUCCGAUGCAGUUUUAUUGGAUAUGUAACUUGGAAGGAGCUCUGCACAGAAUACAUAUGUACGAGUAUCCUUAUUACUUCGACCACCCUACGCUCGAUUCGUAUAUGUUGCAUCGUUAUGUCGCCGAAAGAAAUCUCGCAUCUGUUGAUUAUUUUUAUAACCGAUUAAACGACGCCGAUCGAGUAUCAGUUUCGAUCAGUCUGAUUCCGCGUUUAAACGAUUUCCAAUUCGUAGUCGCUGUAUUAUCGAAGCUCAACAAAUCGCAGUAUGAUCGGGUUCUUGCGAGGAUCGCCGACUGCGUUAUAAUGACGUUGGGAAAACUCGUCCAGUACGAAAAUUACAUCUUGAACGUAUGGAUCAAGUAUAAAGAUCAUAUCGACGAAAGUAAAUUUUUAAACAUGAUACAUUCGUUGUAUCAAUACCCGAAAAUCGACGAGAGAUAUCACGAUCACGUUGACAGAUUAUUAUUCGAUAUUUGGGAUAUGGCAACCGACGAAAAGAGAAAAUACGUAUGGGAGAAACAUUACGCUGUGUUUUUGGAAACCCAACCUCCUCGAUGGCAAUUUCUAAAGAAAAUGUUUACCGAAGUCGACGUUACUAUGAAAAGCAACAUCGUUGAAAAUCCAUUAUUCUCGUCAUUCUGCAAAACUUCCAUCGAAACGCAGCAGUGGUAUUAUAUCGAUACCUUCAUCAAACUGUUCGUAUCCGGUAACGAUCGAGUAAUGGAAUUCAAAGCUAAUCUUAUGGAUACCGCUGCAAUCCAGAAGUAUUGCAGGAAAUUAUUCGUGAAACAUGGAGUAGAAAGAUUGGAUGAUUUAUUGGAUAUAUUUUUACCUCAUGGCGUCGCCGUAUUAGAAUACAAGAAGAAUUUACUAUCAUCUGGGACGCACUUGAAGGAUUUCUGUAUUAUCGAAUUAACCUCUAAUCGUAUCGCAAAACUGAACGAAGUGAUCGAGUACAUAUUUCCAGACGCUACAGAAGCGGCUCAUUUCCGACUCCAUUUGUUGCUAGAAACUAAAGUUGUCAAGAUGAUGUGUCAGUUUAUAAACGAAGGCAAAUUCGAUAAAAUGAAGAAUUCCAUCGAACUUCUUCUCACUCGUUCCAUCGAUAUCGAAUCGAUGAAGGCGAAAUUAUUAUCAGAGUAUAGAAAUACAUUGAAAAGGGGCAAAUGUUUACACCUGAGGAAAGUCGAAUGGGAUAAAUUUUUAUCCUGGUGUUCGGAUAGUGCUAAGAAACAGCUAAAGGAAUCUUUACCAGUCGGCGAUAUUUUUUUCAAAAUGGUGAAGAAAAUGGUAUUGGUACCUGGAAAAAGAGGCAAAUUGCCGAAUAUUGAAAUCAAAUCGCAUCUAGAAGAAAUUGAUUACUUUUUACGAUGGUAUUUCGAAACGAAGAAUGAAAUCGACGCGUAUAAGAACGCAAAGGUGUACGAAUAUAGUGAUACGUUGAUAAAGAAGAUCCCUACGAAGAAUUUACGUGGUUUAUGCUUCGUGAAUUUAAUCGUAGGAUGGUUUUUCGAUGGAAAUCAACGACUGAUUGAUGAUUUUAUUAGAGAGAUUCGGACUUGAUCGUAGAGAUCUUCGUGGAUAUAGGUUUUAGAAAUUAUAUUCUAGGUUAGUUUUUGUUUUUGAAUCAUUUUUCGAACUUUUUGUUUACUUUUUUACGUCCCCGUACAUAUUUUUUUUAAUUUUGUGAAUUGAUCUUUUACCUAUAGUGGAGUUGAUUGAUGUAAUUUUACGUCGGUUUCGUGUUGAAUUUUAUUUUACUGAACUAGUGUAAUAAA